Telopea speciosissima is the source of this 499-nucleotide messenger RNA. RefSeq lists its product as uncharacterized. The transcript has 2 exons. The record is from RefSeq and is a predicted model, not a curated record. Bases 88 to 366 code for a protein of 92 amino acids. NCBI's taxonomy places the organism in Eukaryota, Viridiplantae, Streptophyta, Magnoliopsida, Proteales, Proteaceae.
AAAUUGCUUUUUCACAGGUUCACAGUCUCAUCUAUUUCUUAUUAUUCUACCAAAUUAAGAGGCAACAACAGUAGCGAAGAACUGAAAAUGAGUUCGACGAGCAGAGCUUGGAUCGUGGCUGCAAGCGUUGGGGCUGUCGAAGCACUGAAGGAUCAAGGGUUCUGUAGAUGGAAUUAUGCCUUCAGAUCUCUCCAUCAACACGCCAAGAACAAUUGCAGAUCUCUAUCUCAAGCCAACAGAUUUCCCUCUUCUUCCUCUUCUGCAAUGGCGAUGUCUAAUAAGGUGAUUCCGAGUGAUGAAAAGAUGAAGCAAUCGGAAGAAUCUCUCAGAAAAGUUAUGUACUUGAGCUGUUGGGGUCCUAAUUGAUCUCCAAAUCUCUCUACUCCUGACCUGUUGGGGUCCCAAUUGAUGAGCUCCGAAUCUCUUUACUGCUCACGAUGCGUACCACUCUAGAGCUGUAUUACUUCUAUUUCGUCCAUUCUGUAAAUACUGAUUGAGA